This is a messenger RNA of Rhipicephalus sanguineus (brown dog tick), 7138 nucleotides long. RefSeq names its product ras-related protein Rab-43. NCBI's taxonomy places the organism in Eukaryota, Metazoa, Arthropoda, Arachnida, Ixodida, Ixodidae. Gene Ontology annotation, cellular component: trans-Golgi network. The coding region runs from base 152 to 778 and encodes 208 amino acids. Gene Ontology annotation, molecular function: GTP binding; GTPase activity. The transcript has 3 exons. The record is from RefSeq and is a predicted model, not a curated record.
GCUUUUCCGGUCACGUGAUUCAACAUGUCCGCCUUCCAUUUGCCCUGAUCGGAUUGCUAGCCGCUCUGGAAAUAUUUUUGAAGUGAGAAGGCGCGGAUCAGCAGGUGUUUGUCGCCGACGCAACGUGCAUGCGCCUCCCGUGAAAAGGACCAUGAGCGACGACGAGCACUUCGACUUUCUCUUCAAGAUCGUCCUGAUCGGCGACUGCGGCGUCGGCAAAACUUGCGUCGUCCACCGCUUCAAGAGUGGAAUGUACGUCGAACGUCACGGCAACACCAUUGGCGUCGACUUCGCCAUGAAGACGCUCACGGUCGAAGGCAAGAAAGUCAAGCUCCAGAUAUGGGACACGGCGGGACAAGAGCGCUUCCGGACAAUCACCCAGAGCUACUACCGCAGCGCCAACGGCGUCAUCAUUGUUUAUGACAUCACUAAGAGAUCGUCAUUCCUGAGCCUACCGCGCUGGGUCGAAGAAGUGCGGAGGUACACGGGUUCCAACGUACCUCUGCUGCUUGUAGGAAACAAAUGCGACUGUGAAAGCUUGCGAGAAGUGACGCAGGAGGAGGCACAAGCCCUGACCGACCAGUACCCCGAGUUUAUGGCCACCAUCGAGACGAGCGCCAAGGAGAACACCAACAUUGAGUCCGUGUUUGUCAUGCUUGCCACCGAACUCAAGAACACCCACGACCCUGUCGGACACCUGACCGAUGAGGACCUGCGCCGCAUCUCCCUCAACACGAGCAAGGUCGGGCCCAAGGCCGCGUGCUGCACAAAACUGUGAUGGGGCAAACGAAAUUCCCCGCUCAAGAAGGAGAGGGGGCAGCUGUAACGUUACUUCUUUUUUUUUUCCUCUUCCAUCUUGCCUGCUGCCUGCAAAGUAUUUUUCUUUACACGUACCCUCCUUCUUUGACUACCGGAACAAUGCAAUUUGGGAGCCGCAAUACCAACUUGUGCCACUAAUUUAACUUGCCUCCCCCCAUCAUAAGUGGCAGUGUCCAGCAAGAGCACAAAAAAAAUUUGCAACUUCUCUGACAGUUACUUGAGGAUGCUGGACCGAGAGCGAACUUUGUUGCGCGAAUCAAAGGCCCAUUUUCGCUAGCCGGCUCCCGGGCAGAUCAAACAUAUCACCUUUCCGAAGGUCUUUGCGGUUGUGAACACCCGCUGCCUUUUGGCACACGGUCACAAGCGUGCAGUGUCCCAACUGUGAAAAGUUCUUGUUUUUGGUCACUUCAUUUUAACUGUCGUUGACGUCCUCCUAGGCAUAGUACUGAACAUCUGGAUGGAGCGACACAAACAGUGCCUUUCUUAGCCUUUUGGCAUGGCCGGAGUGCUGUACAAGAUCAUUUGCACUCCUCCUUUUGGUUUUGUGAGUAGUAGUUACAACGGGAAGUCUCUCGUAUCCCACGUUUGCAAUAAAGGUGUCACUUUUCAAGUGGGAUUCGCUCGCCCGCUUGAGCCGAUGUCAAGCGCACCUUUUCAUAGCCUUUUAAUGAAGACUACACCUACUGAAAUAACACUCAGGAUACAUUUCCACGAGUUUUAGUCAGUGUUUUUGCCCACUAGUCACACUCCUUUCUUUCCUCAUCGCCACUGCAUCUUAGGAAGUCUUUUUGCUAGUUUUCAAGCUUUUAGGGGUCAAUACAUGUAAUUAAAUGUAAAGGGUGCCAUGACUUCUUUGCUGGUGCAGGCAUGGAAUAGUUAGGCCAAUUGAGUUUGUGUGCACUUUCUGAUUUAGAACCUGCUGCUAAGUACAAUGUCAUGAAUUUCAUUCCUGGUGAAGUGAAAUGUAAAAUGGUAGCACACAUUGUUUAGGUACAUAUUAAAGAAUCUCAGGUUGUCAUAGUUAAUUUGGAGCUCCUUUCCUUCACAUGCAGUGUCUUACAGCUCAAAUGUAGAUUUGGGACAUCAGAAUUCAUCAGCCAGCCCAGUUAGGCCGCCUUAGCAAAUAGCUUUGCUAUUGAUAUUGUCACGGAUGUAGUGUGGCUGUAGCGUGGCAUUGCAGCAUUCGUACAUCACCACUUCUUUGCACGAUUUGAGCCUCACGCAGUGCAGUGUUCUCUGCACUCUUUGAAGAGGAGGUGCAAACUUUGUGCAAAAGGUGUCAAGCUCGAUUGGAAAGUGCACAGAGCUGGCACAAACUGAUUGCUUGUCACUAAAGUUAGCAUUGUCAUUAAUGUUGGAGCAAGGAUAGCUGUGGCACCAUUUCUCUCAUUGCCGUUCAUGACAGCACUGCCGAAUUUCAAAUUCUGGCCUGCAUAACCAUGUCGCUGCAAACAUUUGUUCCAGGUAGAAAUUUUGAGAUGUGGAGAUUGUUAAUGAACCCUGCUCAUCCUGUUGCUACUGGGUACUUUUGUAGAACUUCAACCUUACAUUGCUAUCGUAGCCAUUCCAGAUGAGAAAGCAGUGCAAAUGUGAUGGUAACACAAAGCAGAGAAGUACACGAACAGGCCUAUGUCACCUGUGUAGUUCUCUGCCUUGCUUUGCCAUCCCAUUUGCAUUUCUCUUGCAGUAAUCAACCAACUUGCCCAGUUUUACACUCCAUUACAGUUCCAUUUCUUGUUCAAUGGGCUACCCUGUUUGUCAAAGCCUCAUCAACGCCUGUCCUGUGUGGUAUUCCUGUGCCUUGUGUUCAGUGCCAUUCAUGCUGCUCUUUACUUGGCCCACUUUUACAGUCUGUUGCAGGUGAGAAAAUAUAGGGAGUUUUAGUGUCUUGCACACCCAAGGUUAGGGGAGGCAAACGACUAGGUGUAUGAAACAGAUGCAAAUAUAUACAUUACAGCGCAAAACAAUUGUCAAAGAAUGCGAGGUGUAAAGAUUUGGGUGUGCGGAGACACUUAGUUUUGCCAUUUCUAAAACUCUCAAAUGUUCAUUGAGUUUCAUUGUCGAGUUUCAAUGGCAUCUGACAAAAUUCUCGAGGAGAGCCUAAUACGGCUCUCCUCGAGAAUUUUGUCAGAUGUACAUUCAUUAAAGAGUUCUUCAACAGGCUUUGCAGAUCUUAAGUUCCUUGGGUGCACACUGAAAAAUAGCCUGUGUACACAAGAGGCUUACAUUUGACAAAUGCGCAUUGAUGAAUGUGCAUUUGACAGGUGUGCAUUGCCCCAAUGCAAAUGCAUGCACAAAGCUUUAGGCGACCUAUUCUAAGCCUCUCUAUUCGAAAGCAUUACACUCAUUCAGCUGCAGUAGCACAAAAAAUUGGGCUAGUUGGUAUUGAUUCAUGUUUUAAAGGGGUACUGACACGAAUAUUUUCAGUUAUCGUUUUUUUGCGUCAAAUGAAAGGUCAAGCCCUCAAGAGCCUAGAAAAGGUAGUACUAAGUGCGAGUGCACCCUGAGAAAGUAAUUGCAGUGUGUUUUUAAAAGUUAGUUUCGGUUCCUACUGUACCCUGACGUCACAACACGGUAUGAGCUUCUCGUCACGUGCUCGCACAAUAUAUAGUGACGUUUCCACGGCCGCUCCGCAUUGUGGCUCCGCUGGUGAUGCACAAGCGGCCAUUUUGGAAGUUUUGAUGAUGCACAAGCGACCAUCUUGGAAGUUUUGGUACCUAACGUCAUCAUAACUAGCCAAACUGCUGCGUGAAGUCACCAGAAUUUGCCACAUCGACACUAGCUUGACGUCAAGCUAGUGUCGAUGUCAGUAGGAUCGUCAUAGAAAAAUUGAUUUUAAUAUGGAAUUAAAAUAUCUUAUCAGCAUUUGCUGAGCUUCACACUUGCUCAGAGACGUCUCUGCAUACAGGAGAUUUGCAUGUCAGAGUAAACUCGCCUUCGAAAAAAGGUGUCAGUACCCCUUUAACAGGAUAAGACGCGCAUACAGACACGGACACUAGAAGAAAACGCAGGCGCCAGUGUUAUUUGCGUUUUCUUCUAGUGUCUGUGUCUGUGUGCGCGCCUUAUCCUGUUAAAAUGUCAUUCAGCUAUGUUCUAAGGUUUUGUAAAUAGGUGUUGCUGAGCUUAAAGACAGCAUGAGCACUCAAAUGUGCUCUUGUUCUGAGUUGAACUCAUGAUAUGUUCAAAACACUUCAGGAGUUCGCUUGCAGUGCACUCUCUGCUAACGAAAUUUAUUGUUGCAUCAUAUUCACGAUAUACAGUUGUCGAGAGACUUGACCACAUUUGACAGUGCAGGCCUAAAAUGAACACACAUCAUGCUGAAUGUUUGGAAGCAUGAACACACUCUUGACAUGUCCUGGGAUCUCAGCAUGCUGCCAUGUGAACAACUAUUCACUUGUUUAGAUUUUAGCCAUUUUGCUUUGUUUAGUAUGAUUGUGCUCUCUUGAAAAAAAUGGUAGACUCCCAAAGAAAUGCAGAGGCCACACCGGCUGGUUUUAUGAGAAGGCCAUUUAAGCAAACUUGAUUUAGCUGAUCCUCUAAAAAUGUUGCCGGUUCAUUGGAUACAAGUAACGACAGAAAGCAAUAACCAAAGCACAGAUGUAAAAGGCAGUAUUUAUUAAAUUUGUUUGGCACAAGGCAUUUCUUUACGUAUUCAUGCAUAACUUAUUGGGUUGUUUCUGCUUGCCAGCACUUGCGAACCUGUGGCCAGAAACGAGAGCUGGAAGUUUACCAAGCAUGUUUAAAAAAAUUACCACUGCUUUGGGGUCGCUAAAAAUGCACCAAGAUAUUUAGGGCAUUAUUGGCUGCAUUGUGUGCAAGUGCUGCUAUUUCUUGUGACUCCUGGGCAGUUUCUUUACUCUAUUUAUCAGCCUGGAAAGGAACAUCGAGAGCCAGAUGAUUUAAUGUUUUUGUAUUUGGAGCCCAGGAGGUUUCCUCAUUGUCAUAAAUGCUAAUGUAGCUAUCACGCACAGAAACACCGUUUGCUGCUCAUUUAAAUAGCGCAGUCACAACCCCCCCCCCCCCCCCCCAAGUUUGUUGAUCUGAGUGAAUUGCUAAACCGAGUUACAGUUCUCAGUAGCAGCUGCAGAAUUUAGACUUAACCUAAUCAGAAGUUCACUUCAAGCAAAUUCUUUCACAUUGGGUCUGCAAAAGACCAACCAAACUUACCCAAGUUUAUCUUAAUUUGGUAUAACUGGUUUAACCUUUUUUUUUUAAAUGCGUGAUAGGAGAUACUGACAUCUUUAGGCAGCACCGACUACUCCAUUUUACGUGAAAUUACCGUAUCCAUAAGAUUCACUUACUUUGCCAUUGUCGUAUUUCCCUUGAGCAUAAAAUGCACAUGUGUGUGCAGCCUUUUUUAAAGUGCAGCUAGCAGCCGUCUCUCACAGCAGUUCUACUGCUCAACGCAAUCAUUUCAAAGGAAUGCCAUAUUUUGACAUGCAAAUGCGUGCUUGUUGUCAGCCGUUUGUUGGUGCUUGACAACUGAAACACCUGUAUUCAAGUACAAUUCGCUGGGAAUGGGUUUACACAUAUUGAGCGGCUUUUGACAAAUACAAGGCAUGAACUGAUGUGUUAGCACAUUUCGUCUAUCAACCACUACCCGUAUGAAUCACCAGUUUUAACUAAAUUUGCAUACAAAAUGUCUUGCUUGGAAACUAAAGGCAGACUGUGCCAUACCAUCCUGCCUUCCCUGUGACAUUGCACUCUACAGGGUCAGUGUAAAUGUUUGUGCACUUGUUAAAUGUGUAAACAGGCUGUAAUGAACCUUUGUAUCCUGUAUGUACCUGCAACAAGAGUUUAACUCCUGUUUUUUUGGCACCAGUUACAAAUCCACAAGUAACUGUAGUGACACAGAGGGCUCUCAAGGUUUUUUUCAAGUGUUUUAGUGUUGAUUUGAAAAAAAGAACCCUUUAUGGUGGUGUGCUCUGGUGUUUGUAAAUAGGCUUGGCACACUCAAUAUUGUCUUGACUCGGAUGCUCUUUGACAUCUUGGUAAUCUCUAAAUAGCUCAGAGACAGCAGUGCAAGGCGAUAGCCCAUUUUCUAAAAUAACUGGAAAGAUGCAAAAUGUUUUGAAAAGUUCUUGUUCAGCAAAGGCAAGAGAGCAUGCUCGUACCAUUACACAUGCAUCGAGGUACAGAAAAAUUAUGUGCAUAAAUAUUUGGUUUUAAGUGGAUUCCUUGUAAAAUACAGUACUGUGUUUCUUUAGGGCUACUUUUCGUGUGAGUUGAACUGUGUACUUGGGCUUGUUUCAAGACUCUGCUUGUGGGUUAUCUCAUCAUCCCAGCCUCUUUCUUACACAUCAACACCACCACUGCACUUAGCAUUGCUCGCACAGUCAAUCGCAGGUCACUGUUUUGAGAAAAUCUUCAAGCAUGCAUUGCCUGUUGGUCUGGCCACUGUUCCAUGCACUUCUGUCUUUGGAAGCUGUCUUUGCAUUUUUUCUUCUCUUUUCUUGAGAAAAGUUUCACUCAAUAACUAGCCACACUUCAAACCUUGCUCUACGUGUGGCUUUGAUGGUGCCUUUUGUUCACCAUCGCUACAAUCAUAUGAUUGACUGAUGAGCCCUGGCAUUCGUCAAGCUGCAAUGAAUCAACCAUCUUUUCUGCGCCGAGAAUGGCUAACUAGCAGUGGUCUUGACAUUCAAGCAAUGCUUGCCCAGUAGUAAAUGUAAUCAAACCAGCGGUCACCAGUGCGGGAUGUCAAGUGAACCUGUUUCAUAGAGAAAUGUACCAAGGGCUGCACUAAGAGUAACAUGUGCCCUGACAGGAUGAUCAAUUAAAACGUGAAACUUAACUAACUGGUGCCAAACUAACAGUAGUUGACUCCCGCGUCACUUUGCUAUGGUCCGUACAGACGGUCACAGUUUCGUGCACAUCCGUCCUUGAGACUCUGGUGUGUACUAUUUGAAAUGGCAGUCUUUUAGGUUAUGUGCACUCGCACAUUUUUUUUCUUUUGUGUGUGUAAAAAAUGUGCAAUGUUUUUUACUUUGAUGAGCAAUCACAGACCAGAAGUGGUGCAAUCGAGAGGAAGUAAAUCUCAUACUGGUGCUACUGCGCCCUUGUUUGUGUAAAACUUUAAAAGCGUUGGAAGCCUUUUUUAUUAUUAUUUGUAAACUUGAGGCUGCUUGUGAUUUGGUGCUUCGACACAUUUUGUCAUCCCAUUUGUGCUUGUGGGCACAUUUGCAGCAGGCAGCGUGUUGAAGGCCCAUUUUUAAAUGUUGUUUGGGCAGCUUUAUAAAUAGUGCUACUUUUGGAACAACUUAGUGCAUGAUAUUUCAUGUUGGUGCACUCCCGAAAUAAACAAGUUAUUGCAAUUUUA